GCCGGGGGCUGGAGCCUGGGAGUUACUAGAGACCCGGUCCGCGGCGCAGGUCCCCUUCGCCCGCUUCUUACCUCGCCAUGGGUCUCCCUCGGCAGUGUCUCCUCGUGGGCUUCUUGUUGACCGCCGUCCACCCAGAACCACUCAAUGUAUGCAGAGAAAACCAAUACCUAAUAAACAGUCGGUGCUGUAAUAUGUGCCAGCCAGGAGAGAAAGUGGUUGAGGACUGCACGGACACCACAGAAACGACGUGCCACCCUUGUGGACCAGGCGAAUUCCUGGAGACCUCGAACGACGAGAAAUACUGUCAUCAGCACAGAUACUGUGACCCCAACCUAGGACUCCAGAUCCAGACGGAGGGCACCAGGAAAACCAACACGAUUUGCAGGUGUAAUGAAGGCCAGCACUGUGUCAAUGACAACUGCGACGGCUGCGCCCCGCACAGCUCCUGCCCCCCUGGCUUUGGGGUCAAGCAGAUCGCUACACAAGUUUCUGAUACUGUCUGCGAACCCUGCCCAGUCGGUUUCUUCUCCAAUGUGUCAUCUGCUUUUGAGAAAUGUCAUCCUUGGGCAAGCUGUGAGAUCCAAGGCCUGGUGGUGCGGCGCGCAGGGACUAACAAGACCGAUGUCCUCUGCGAUUCCCAGGACCGGAUGAGAGCCCUGCUGGUGGUCCCCGUCCUCAUGGCGGUCCUGCUCACCAUCCUGCUGGUGUGCGCCUGCAUCAGUGAGUCCCCAGAAAGGGUGGCUGAGGAGGCAAACCCCAAGGUCUUCCAUCCUAAGAACAAAGGGCAAGACCCCGUGGAGAUGGAUGAAUUAACUGGCCCCUUCCCCAACCAUCCGGUGCAGGAGACCUUGCACGGGUGCCAGCCGGUCACGCAGGAGGAUGGCAAAGAGAGCCGCAUCUCGGUGCAGGAGAGACUGUGAGGCUGUGUGUGCGCAGGAGCAUGGCAGCCUGGACAAACACGCACAUGGCCGCAGAGCCUGGAGCCGCAGCCAAGACGGCGAGAGGGCCUGAGGCCGGCGCUCCGCACAGCCCGCCUCCGCCUGCACUGCCGUGGCUCAGAAACACUCACCUCAGUCGGGAGAGGAGCCUCCCACUCCAGCCUGGAGCCUGUUCCAUCUCCCAGCUUGCUUGUAAAGACGGAGACAUGACUUUUUUGGGGGUAGGGGGGCAGCCAAAUAGUGAUAUCAUCCAACCCUCCAAGCCAGCAGUCCAGUGCCCGUGGUGGUUUCUCCGAGCCCGAGGGACAUCUACACGCAUGUCAUCACAGUGCUGGUUGUGACAGCGAACCAACGGAAGCCACUUAGCUGUCCAUCAACAGGGGGCUGGUUAAAUAAAACUGUAAUGUAUUUAUGCGACAGGAGCUCAAAAACACUGUCAUGGGG
Molecule: messenger RNA, 1382 nt
Organism: Phyllostomus discolor (pale spear-nosed bat)
Lineage: Eukaryota; Metazoa; Chordata; Mammalia; Chiroptera; Phyllostomidae
Gene: CD40
Product: CD40 molecule
Exons: 9
Coding region: 78-920 (280 amino acids)
Biological process (GO): CD40 signaling pathway; positive regulation of tyrosine phosphorylation of STAT protein; positive regulation of B cell proliferation
Cellular component (GO): CD40 receptor complex; external side of plasma membrane
Molecular function (GO): signaling receptor activity; protein binding; antigen binding
Source: RefSeq, a predicted model, not a curated record